This is a messenger RNA of Rotaria socialis, 1380 nucleotides long. The record is from the annotation of a GenBank genome assembly. NCBI's taxonomy places the organism in Eukaryota, Metazoa, Rotifera, Eurotatoria, Philodinida, Philodinidae.
AUGUUUAUUGGCAACACAAAUAGUACAGAUGCUAGAAAACGUAGAAACAGCAGUUCGGUGUAUGAAGUUCGUACGAGACGAAAAAGUAAAGAAAAUAUACUGCACAAAAGAAUACAACUAUCUGGUAGACAAUUAAAUUUUGGCAUCGUUAUUGGUGUUUCUCUUACAAUAGUCACAAUUGUACUACAAUGCGUUGCUUUUUUUACGCCGAACUGGAAAGUAGUGUCUCCCAAGACUCAUUCAUUAUAUGUCGAUGGUGUUGAUGCUCUCAUCCGUACUGAAAUAUUGGUAUAUUUCAAUUCUGUGCAUCGUUUUACUCGUCAUUCGUAUGGUUUAUUUCAACGAUGUGAAUAUCAUAUGAAUAAUUCAUCAAAAAUUAUUAAUGAACAAACUGAAGUGUUCCAUGUGAGUGAUAACAAACAACACAAAAAAUGCACGAAAAAUUUUCUACCAUCUUAUGCAAAUGAAAAAUUUGAUAUGUGCCAUAGUUUAUAUUAUUAUCGUUUUUGUUCCCAAAGUAGCGAAACAAAAUUUGAUAUUAAUAAUGAGUAUCUUCGUGCAGGAUUUGAUAUUUCAUCGAACUUAAAACUAAAUAUUGGCUCAAAAUCUCCAUGUAAUUGUAAGUAUCCAGUAUAUGUUAAAGCGUGUCACGUACUUGGAGUAUUGACGUUCAUUAGCCUGUUUUUAACUGCUUUACUGUUUGGUAUAUUUCCAUGUCUUAAAAAUGACCGUCAUCACUUAAAAAUUAAAUGUUUUGGUGUAUUAUCAUCGUUAUUUUCAAUGAUAUUUAUUUUUAUUAAUCUACUUGUGAUAUCAAAUCAUUUAGAAUAUGAAUCCAUCGAAUAUUUUACUGCUAUUGAAAGACAUUACAGAUCAACUCAAAUAUAUAAAUUAUCACAAGAUACAAAAGUAGCUAUCGAGAGAUUUCUAUCAAGUAUUACGAUUGAAACUGGCUACUCAACUGUUAUUGCUUGGAUUGUUUUGUUCUUAUCAAUUGUUGAUGGAAUAUUAUUAAUGAUUACAUGUAAAAUAUCACAUUAUCAGGAUGAUAUAGAAGCUAGUUUUAUCGGUAUUCCUAUGGAUUCACCAACAAUAACUACCAAAGCUGAUAAUGAUGAAUAUAAAACAAUAACAACUCCACUGGCAUCUUCAUCAAAUCCAACUGACUGUCAAGAUAUUGAUGAACCUAUUACUCUUUCUCUUCCAGGUCCUCCUCCUCCUGCUCCUCCCCCUGCUCCUCCUCCCCCUCCUCCUCCUCCAGUAGUACAGUCGACUACAAUUAACAAUACCGAUGAACAAUCGCAAGUACACUCAUACUCUUCGUAUACAGGUCAUAAGCAAUAUCGCUUACCUCGAGUCCACUUUGACGCUGAAGUGUGA